Molecule: messenger RNA, 5853 nt
Organism: Amyelois transitella
Lineage: Eukaryota; Metazoa; Arthropoda; Insecta; Lepidoptera; Pyralidae
Gene: Axn
Product: axin
Exons: 18
Coding region: 393-2324 (643 amino acids)
Biological process (GO): negative regulation of canonical Wnt signaling pathway
Source: RefSeq, a predicted model, not a curated record
UCUCGCUAAUGUGCAUCAACACCAUGGCGUAGCUAUGUCAAUCGUAUGAAAAAAUUUUGUUUUAUGUGUGAAAACGUUGUUUUAUAUUCAUUUUUACAUUAAAAGACUGGACUCAAAGUUAUUGAAAGUGUCAACGAUCGAUUAAAUUCCAAGAGUUAUUGUUGAAAGUUGCAAGUUUUGUGUGUGAAGUUGUAACGAACUCUGGGAUCACUUGGGAAUUCAGGUGUCAACGAGGAUGAUUUUGUCCUCAUUUUCGGCACCAUUCAGCUAAGUUUACAGAUAAUUCGAGAUACCAUAGACAACUACACGCAGACAAAAUGCAGCGGCAAUAAGCUGCUAUAUAGGUGGUGUCUCGCCAUGCAGCGCGCGGGUGGGAGCGCGGCCCGUGCGCCAUGAGCCACUCUCCUGUAGGCGGCCACCCGCAAGGUUGGGACCACAAGCUUGCUGACAGGUCGUCGCUGCCGCCGGCUUCUGGAGAAGAGAAAAGUAAAUCUCAACCUAAAAAUGUGUUCACACAACCCUUCCCUGCCAAGAUGGGCCAGUGGCGGGGGCAGACGGAGGGCUCGUCGGGCAGCUCGGGGCGCUCGCCCGCGUCGCCGCCCUACAUGCGCUGGGCGCGCAGCCUGCACGAGCUGCUCGAGGAUGCGGAGGGAGUGCGGCUGUUCCGCAAGUUCGUUUGCGGCGCCGGAGGCCUACACGUGGACCGGCUCAACUUCUACUUCGCAGUGCAAGGGCUGCGGCAGGAGACCGAGCCGGGCAAGAUACGACAGGUCGUCUCCGCUAUAUACAAAUUUCUCCGCAAGUCUCAGCUAGCGAUGCCUGAAGAGCUGAAGCAGCAUGUCAAGCAGAGUCUCAAGGACGGAGUUGACAUCGAGCGGACGAUCUUCGAUAACAUGGAACAGGAGGUGACGCGCUCGAUAACGGAGUCGACGUACCAGGCGUUCCUGCGGUCGGAGGCGUAUGUGUCGUACGUGAGCGCGGCCACGCAGCCGCUCUCCUCGCCGGACUCGCCGCCGCAGUACAGAGAGAUGUCGCCGCCCGCGCAGCCGCUGGCGGGGCUGGCCACGCUGCACGAGGAGCAGGAGCUGGCGGCGGGCGCGCUGCCGGCGCGGCUCACGCACGGCGCGCUGCUGGCCACGCAGGGCCGCCGGCUGCGCUCCGAUGUGGCGCCCAGUCACCGCAAGCGGUCAGUGUACAGCGCCCACGUGACUUACGCCGGCUACUGCCCCACCUCGAGGCAGGACUCGUCCCGCGCCAGUUUCAGCAGCGGAAGGACCGACAGCGAUGCGGUUUCACUGUCUGGCAGCAGCGUGGACGGCAUGUCAAUGCGUGGUUUGCGCGAUACCCGCGAUCGCCACCGCUCCCGGCCCCACGGUCUCGACAGGAACGCUAUCAUCAACAUGGAACCAGAUACAGCUAUGGUGAUACCACGCACGCAACGCAUUCAGUCCGAACAAUUAAGAGUUCUACCGCCGAACAAGUUCGCGCCGCUCCUUAUCGAGAAGCUGGAGAGGGUGAGGCGGGAGCAGGAGAACAAGGAGCGGCUGGAGCGCAGGCUGGCAGAGGGUAUGGGUGACGAGGCUUCGUGUGGACAAGCGUUGCCGCCGGCGCUGGUGGCGGCCGCCAUCAGAGAGAAACUUCAGCUGGAUGAUGACAACGACCAGGACAUACUCGACCAGCACGUGUCGCGCGUGUGGUCGGAGCGCACCCCGGGCGCGUCCCCGCCGGGCGGGCGGCGCCGCCCCCGGCCCGCGCCCGAGGCCCCCGCGCGCCGCGCGCCCAGCGCGCUGUCGGCGGACUCCGGCCACUACGACGCGCCCCCGGACAUGAUGCAUCAUCCGCACUCCUUGCAGCGCAGGUUCUCGAAGAAGACGGCGGCGACGGAGCUGACGGACAGCGGCGUGUCGGUGGUGUCGGAGCGCACGAGCGCGGCGGACGCGGAGCCCCGCAUCCUGCUGUGGAUCGCGGCCGGGGAGCCCGAGCGCGACGAGCACCGCCGCCGCGAGCGCCGCGCCAGGGGCGGCGGCAGCAAGUCGAGCAGCACGAGCGGCGGAGGCGGUGGUGGGGGCGGGGGGGGCGAGCACACGGUGCUGGUGGUGUCGUUCCUGGACGAGCAGGUGCCGUACCGGUUCAAGGUGCCCGCGGCGCCGCUCACGCUCAAGCUGCUCAAGGAGUACCUGCCCAGGAAGGGGAACUACAGAUACUUCUUCAAAACAAACUGCGCCGACCUGGACACGGUGAUACAAGAGGAAGUCAGCAACGACAACGACCCCCUGCCCAUGUUCGAGGGGAAGGUCAUGGCGCGAGUCAAGAGUAUCGAGUGAUCCCACCAAAUGUAACAAUCGUCACGGAACUAUAACCAAACGGGAACACAUAUUCAAAAAAAUCACAUUCUUAAAAAAAAAAAACAUAAAUCCUAGAAGUAUGCAAAGAGUUUAAAUAUUUUUUUCUUUUCACGAUUAAUUAAAUAAAAACGAGAAGUUUUAUCCGGUCUUCAGCGCCCUCAGUUUCAUGAUUCUCCUCCGUCUCUUUCUAAUUAUACUAAAUAGAAAGAGACUGGUUGGAAAAAUACAAGCUCGUUUUCCCUGUUUGAAGCCUGCUUGAGUGUUUCUUUUUUUCAAGUUGGCUAUACUUUCGUGCGAGUGUAUACGACACACUCGAUUUGGCAGAAAAUUAAUCUCCCGAUAUGUGGUAUAAUUUUGUAACGCCCUGCUUAAGCUAAGGUAGGAAAUUUUUAUGCGACAAUUUGACUCAUAGCAUUUGAGAUGACCCAAAGUACAUAAAACAACAUUUCGAGUUACGCCAUGAUCGUUAUAACACUCAAACAAAUUUUGUGUGUUUGUACGCAUAGUAUUUAAAGCUUUUUUAAUUAAAUUAAAAGAAAAACAUACAGUUCAAUAAACAUAAUGUAAUAAACAAAUUUUAAAAGAGCAAUACAUAAUUUAGUAAUUUAUUUUGCCUGCAGUUAUUAAAAUCAAAAUUAUAUGUCAAGUUGUGACUGUCUUAUUCUCCCGUAGGAGUAGCUUGCUUUGUUGUUAUAUGUACAAGUUAUGCCACGUGAAGCUUGCCGCCCUGUUAAUAAAGUAUUCAAUUUGAUGUGUAAAACUAUAUGUGUAGUAUUGUUUAAAUAUUAAGAUACAAGCUUUGAGUCGUAUAUUUUCUUGACAGUUAUUACAAAAUGAAUAAUAAGUUAACGUAACCUGAUCGUUGCCUGACUAAAAUAGUUUUUUUUAACGUAACAGCAACACCUUUGGCAACGUGUAAUAAAAUAUUAGUUUCAGGCUACAUUCUUUAAAGGACAUUAAAUGUAUGAUAGUUUUUUAAGAACAACCUUCAAUACUUGUUUGCUUGUCUAUUUGAGUACCUUUUUGUUUUUAAAUUAUUAUUUUAUAAGUUCAGGGCGGCAAUAAAGUGAUAAAUCAUUUAUUUAUAACGACCGCGCUAAUAUAAUAUAACGACUCGGUUCCUCGACAUUUAGCUUUUUUAAUUUUAACUAUUUUUUUACUUGAGCUAGGUGAGUACGCUUACUAUUGUACGAUAUGUUUUUUUUAUUCGAACAUUUAAAGUACGCAACUUUUGUUCUAAUAUUCCUAGUGUUAAACGAAUGACUGCUUAGUUUGUAUAUUUUUAAAUUAAUAUUUUAGGUAUAAAUGAGGUGUUCUGUUUUAAAAGAUAUAAUUCGUUGAUAAUCUGAGAUUCGGAUAUUGGAUAUUAUAUAAAUAUAUUAUGAAAUUAACUCGCCGGUACAGACUGUUUUUGUAUUGAUUGAUUUAUUUUUAUAAAUUCUUAUUUCUCUAUAAUAAUUUCAGCAUUAAAACGACAUUAUCAACUUUAUAUAAAGGCUAUAUGCUGUACCGGUCGGGUCCUCCAAAAUUCACUACAAAAUCAAUGCAUUAUGGGAUCUCAAUCGAUAAUAUGAAUUACGCACUAAAUCGAUAUAGAAAUUAUUUCCGUUCUGCAGCUGUGAAUAGGGGUAAUUAACAAGAUUGUAAGAUAAUAUUAUUCAUCAUUUUUUAAUUAAUAAACCAUCAUUAUUUAGACGGACAGUUUGAUAUUCGUUGUAUUGACACAAAUACUCUUAGCAAUUGGCAGCGUAAUAACUUGCUGUCUUGAAUAAGUGCCGGUUAUGAUGUAGUAGACUGUGCAAUUGCAACGAGUCUCGAAAACUAGCGAUACCUAUUUUUGGGAUUUUUUUUAUCUGUCAUUAGUAAUUUUUUUCCUUUGCCUUAUUUCUUAUAAAACAAACAGCUUCUUUAUAUACAUUACCGGGGUAUCGCUACACGCAGACUAUACUGUCGUCUUCAAAAUGCAACUGCAAACUAUUGCCAGACUGAGUUUCCCUAAGUUAGUUACGACCACUAGUCCACUCCGGCGCCGCGACGGGAUGUGACGUCACACCGCGGUCGCCGGACAUGCCCGUUAGUACUUAUUACUUCGCAUAUUGUAACAUAAAGUAAGUUAGAUUGUCAUGUCCGAUCCAUUGUACCGACCGCACUUCGCUGUUCACUAUACUCUCAAUGAAAUUUAAUAUCGGUUUACUAACCCGAUUUGCGGACGGUACAUGAGCAGUGUUGCCAGCUAAAACAGUGCACAAAAUCGAAUGCACGAUUAUGUGAAUCGGGUGCGAAAUCAUGUGCCUUCAAUGUUGAUACAUUUUUCAUAGUUGAUGCUUCUAAUUAAAUGUAAGUUAACACUUGUAAAUAUAGACGUAAAAAUACUAUGAUUCGAACUCUAUUUUUUAUUAAUUUAAUUGAAUACAUUUUUAUUUAUUGCCUAAGGUCGCGUUGCGCACGCGCCGUCUCAGACACUAGUACCUUCCAUAUUUCUUCAGCGUCUUUUUUAUUUGGUUGUAGAUUGUAGACCAUUGUUUUGGGCGCCGUGAUUUUAAAAUAACAGUGACUCUUUCUUUUUAAAAUGACAGAAGUUUUUUGUAACUCAACAACACAAUACUAUAGUAAAAUAGUUGCGCAAUGUAUCAUUUGGCUUAACAUUAUUUUUGUCAGAUACUUUACAAUAACUUUCUGCCACUGCCAAAAUCUCUCCAUUUAACGCUAAGAUUGAAUAUAAUUUAUUCUAACUAUUCUUCCUUAAUCUUAUAAUUAAUUUAGUAUUUAAGAUGUCAAGUUUUAUUGAAUAUUAUUAGGGACGUUUAUUGACGCUGAGAGAAACGAGAAAUGUUCCUUACCACGCAAAUUAGGACACAAAGUUUUCAUUCGGUUUUCUGUUUUUGUGUUCGAAAGUACAACGAUGUUAUAAGAUUUGAGGUUAUGAAUUAUAACCGUGUCUGAGACGCUCCACUUUUGUUACGAUCAAAGGUCGCCGCUAAGGCAUUGUAUAAAUAGAUGAAGUCUAUAAUUUUAAAUAUCGGAAUAAGGCACUUUCAUAUUAGCGUCUCAAGGUACCGUGCGCUACGAUAUAGCCAUCAAAUGUUCAUGAGGGCUCAAAGUGUACACGCUUAGUGCCAGGUUUCUUUCAAAAUAUUCCAGUUUGAUGGGCUUUGAAGUCACAUAUGAUUUAGUGUCAUAAUUAUUUUCCUAUUUAAUUGAAUCCAAUCAAUUGAAUCUUUUAUUUUGGCAGCAUUUUGAGAUGCCUGGCAUUUUGCGCUACUCAAAAUUACGUCGAAGUUAAAUUACUUGUUAAAUUGUAAAAAAAAAAUAUAAUGUUUUCCAAUUUAGAGUGUAUACGAAUGUGGAAGUAAACGAUUUGUAAUAAAUAUAUUGAUGUACUAAAGUAUUACAAUCAGCGAUGUGUAUAUCGUAAUAGUAAAAGAAUUUCACUAAUCGGACUGUAUUAUUUUUUUAUCUAGCACAUGUAACAUUUAAAAAGAAUAAAACCGGAACUGUGCCAUAUGCU